Molecule: messenger RNA, 1221 nt
Organism: Diaporthe citri
Lineage: Eukaryota; Fungi; Ascomycota; Sordariomycetes; Diaporthales; Diaporthaceae
Exons: 7
Coding region: 1-1221 (406 amino acids)
Source: RefSeq, a predicted model, not a curated record
AUGAAGGCCUUUGCACUACUUGCCUUGGUGGCCCCGGCGUUCGCGGAGGAAUUGCUUGCCCGUGGAGGUGGUGGCGGCGGCGGCGGCGACUGGGGUUAUGGUGACAAGACGACUAAAGUCACUUACACUACAACCACGGUUUGCCCUGUCACUGAGACAACCACGGAUCAUGGUACUACCAAGGAGUACACGUACUGGACUACCUCCACGCAAACUGUCACCAGUUGCCCUGGAGGAGAGUGUGGCGGUGUGGUCACUGUGCCUGGUCCAACUAAAUACACUACCACUACGGAUGUCGAAAUCACCUACACUACCGUUUGCCCAGUUACGGAGACAGUCACCGGUCCCGGAACAACUUACACCAAGACUUAUGAGACUACCUCAGUCGUGAAGACGGUUGUGCCAACAACCUACUACGAGACAGUUCCAGGACCCACCCACUACGAGACAACAGGUGUUGUGGAUUACACAACCAUCACUUCUUACUGCCCAGUCACGGAGACCAAGACGGAAGGUGGAAGCACCUACGAGGUCACAUGGACGUCCACUUCAACCAUUGUGACUCAGGCCCCUACCAAGGUCUAUGAAACGACACACCUGCCAGACAAGACCAAGACAGCGGAAGUUACUGAUUACACUACUCUCACUUCGCUCUGCCCCUACACGGAAACCGUGACAAAGGGAGGCAGCACCUACACGACUGUGAAGACUAGCACCGAGACCAUCGUCACAAAGGUGCCAACGACCAUCAAGGAGACCGCUUACACUACUUCUCUGACCACUGCUUACGAGACCACGGAUGUGCUUGUGACAGUUACUCACCCGGAGUACUCUUACACGACUGUCAUCGAGGGAUCCACAACAGUCGUCACGCAGACCGGAACCAAGUACAUCUCGGUGACGCAGGUCCACACGACCACGGAGGUCAUUGCCGUGACCCAGACAAAGCACGCGGAAACAACCAUCGAGACCACUGUGGGCUCUGCGGAGACCGUCUCACAGUACACCACCUACCUGGUGACCCAGAACGGCACUGUCUACUCGACCAGGUCGCUGCAGCCGACCACGGUCCAGGUGCCGACGACCGCCACGACAUCCAACCUGGUGACUGCAUCAACAGCAGCAACGUCGGCGCCGGUUGUGACAGCCGGUGCCAACUCCCAGAGUGGCCCGGCGGCCGCCCUGUUCGCUGGCUUCAUCGGUCUCGUGGCGCUCGUCUAA